AUGGAUCAACUCACGCAACAUCUUCACAUGAAUGAGGGCAUUGCAGAAACUAGUUACGCUUCUAACUCACCAGCUCAGAAGAAAUAUAUAUUCAAAACAAAGGCAGUAGUAGAGGAAGCAAUACUAGACGUAUUAUCGAAGUGUUAUAGUAGUACCAUGGCUGCAACUGAGAAGCUGAAGACUAUAUGCAUCGCGGAUUUAGGCUGUUCAUCUGGACCCAAUGCAUUGUUGGUCGUUUCUUAUCUGUUGGACACUAUUCAUGAGAAAUGUCGCGAAUCUGACAGCGUUAUGCCAAAGAUCCUAGUGUUUCUUAAUGAUCUUCCCAGGAAUGACUUUAAUACACUUUUCAAGUACGUAGAAAGUUUUCAUGACGAACUAAGAAAAACCAAAGAAGAUGCAUCCGGAAAAUGUUUUGUUGCUGGAAUUCCCGGCACAUUUUAUCGUAGGCUUUUUCCUAGUGACUCUAUUCACGUUGUUCAUUCUUCCUACAGUGUCCACUGGUUAUCUCAGGUUCCUACAGGGAAUGAUAAGAGUAAUAAGGGGAACCUUUACAUUGCAAAAUCAACUCCCCCAUAUAUCAUUGAAGCAUAUUUAAAGCAAUUCAAGAAAGACUUUAUGGCUUUUUUGAAGUGUCGUUCGGAGGAAUUAGUCAAGGGUGGUCGAAUGGUGUUAACACUCGUGGGCAGAAGAAGUUUAGAUCCUACCAGUAAAGAGUGUUGCUCUUUAUGGGAGUUAUUAGCCAUGGCACUCAACGACAUGGUUCUAGAGGGAAUGGUUGAAGAAGAGAAAUUAGAUUUAUUUAACUUUCCAAUCUAUUAUCCGUCCCUUGAAGAAGUGAAAUCUGUCAUUCAGAGUGAAGGUUCAUUCAGUGGUAAUCAACUAGAGACAUUUCAAGUGAAUUGGGAUGGUAGUGAUUCGAGUGAAGCUGGACGUUCAGGGACAGACAAGUCCAGAAGUAGCUAUCUCAUAGCUAACAGCAUCAGAGCCGUGUCGGAACCUUUACUUGCGAGUCACUUCGGAGAGGAGAUAAUCAACGAAUUGUUCAGUAGGUUCAGAGAGAUAGUUGCAAACUACGCAGCCAAAGAGAAAACCGAUUACACUAACCUAGUUAUCUCCGUGACCAAGAGUUAA
Molecule: messenger RNA, 1131 nt
Organism: Papaver somniferum (opium poppy)
Lineage: Eukaryota; Viridiplantae; Streptophyta; Magnoliopsida; Ranunculales; Papaveraceae
Product: salicylate carboxymethyltransferase-like
Exons: 4
Coding region: 1-1131 (376 amino acids)
Biological process (GO): methylation
Molecular function (GO): S-adenosylmethionine-dependent methyltransferase activity
Source: RefSeq, a predicted model, not a curated record